ACACUGCAGCUUUUCUUGUGACCAGGGUAAAUAUUACCUGGCACUGUUAAUGUUUAAUGCCCGCACCUCGUCCCCGGCCACCCUGCGGAGGCAGCCAGACACUCUCCAAAAAGCAGAGACAGCAGGAAGAGGGGAGUGGAGGCAGCCCAUUCGCCUGGGGAAAUGACUGGGUUGUCGAUGGACGGUGGCGGCAGCCCCAAGGGGGACGUGGACCCGUUCUACUAUGACUAUGAGACUGUUCGCAAUGGGGGCCUGAUCUUCGCUGGACUGGCCUUCAUCGUGGGGCUCCUCAUCCUCCUCAGCAGAAGAUUCCGCUGUGGGGGCAAUAAGAAGCAUAGGCAAAUCACUGAAGAUGAGCCGUAACAGCAGCCUCGGCGGUGCCACCCACUGCACUGGGGCCAGCUGGGAAGCCAAGCAUGGCCCUGCCUCUGGCGCCUCCCCUUCUUCCUUGGGCUGUAGACCUUUGUCCCCGUCACUGCCAGCGCUUGGGCUGAAGGAAGCUCCAGACUCAAUGUGACCCCCAGGUGGCAUCGCCAACUCCUGCCUCGUGCCACCUCAUGCUUAUAAUAAAGCCGGCGUCAGAGACCGCUGCUUCCCUCA
Molecule: messenger RNA, 600 nt
Organism: Gorilla gorilla gorilla (western lowland gorilla)
Lineage: Eukaryota; Metazoa; Chordata; Mammalia; Primates; Hominidae
Gene: FXYD2
Product: FXYD domain containing ion transport regulator 2
Exons: 6
Coding region: 163-363 (66 amino acids)
Biological process (GO): regulation of sodium ion transmembrane transporter activity; monoatomic ion transport
Cellular component (GO): membrane
Molecular function (GO): sodium channel regulator activity
Source: RefSeq, a predicted model, not a curated record